AUGGUGACUUUGCUGAUUUGGCACUUUAACUCUUUUUCAGAUCAGUUUCCUUUGCUGACAACAAAACGAGUGUUCUGGAAAGGAGUGCUGGAAGAGCUGCUAUGGUUUAUCCAGGGUUCAACAAAUGCUAAAGAGCUCUCUGCAAAAGGAGUGAAGAUUUGGGAUGCCAAUGGAUCACGUGACUUCUUGGAUAAACAAGGUUUCAGUAAGAGAGAGGAAGGGGAUUUGGGACCAGUAUAUGGUUUCCAGUGGAGACACUUUGGGGCUGAAUACAAAGAUAUGAAUGCAGAUUACUCAGGCCAAGGAGUGGACCAGCUGCAGAAUGUAAUUGACACAAUCAAAAACAAUCCAGAUGACAGAAGAAUCAUCAUGUGUGCUUGGAAUCCCAAAGAUAUUUCACUAAUGGCUUUGCCUCCAUGCCACGCCCUUUGCCAGUUUUAUGUUCUAAAUGGUGAACUGUCAUGCCAGUUGUAUCAGAGAUCUGGAGACAUGGGACUAGGGGUGCCUUUCAAUAUCGCCAGUUAUUCACUGCUCACAUAUAUGAUUGCCCAUGUCACAGGCCUGAAGCCUGGUGAAUUCAUACAUACGCUAGGAGAUGCUCAUAUAUAUCUGAAUCAUGUCGAACCUUUAAAAAUUCAACUCCAGAGGGAACCACGACCUUUCCCAAAACUCAAAAUUCUUCGUAAAGUUGAAAACAUCAGUGACUUCAAAGCAGAUGACUUUCAGAUUGAAGAUUAUAACCCACAUCCAGCUAUUAAAAUGGAGAUGGCUGUUUAACUAACUUAAUUUUUUCAACACGAUGAGAGUCUGUUUGAUAAGUAUGUUACCUUUACUGUACUUGAGCUCUGUGUGGUGCUUUUAAAAGUUGCUUAAAGCAGUUAAAAUGGAUCCUGUUCCAGUAGAUUAACUGUUCAGAAGCAGAUAAAUAGCUGUAAAAUACCUUUAAUGAGAGAAGUACAUUUAAUGGAAGUUGUUUACCUUCAUACAGGUGGUGUCAUUGAACCAAAUCUUGUAGAAGAAUUAGCACUCUGUUUAAUAGUCAGUGCUUGAGUAGAGAGGGCUCUGGCUCCUAAUUGUUAGGUGACUUCGGUUUGUAUAUCUACAAAUAAUUUAUGAAUUGGCUGGCACUCCCCUAGGUUAUGGGGUUAAGUUAAUAUUUUGAGCUUUUCCUUCUCUGCACUAUAGCCUGAACAGUGAGAAAUGAUUAGUCUUGUUCUGUAUUAACUUCACUUACCUUUAUAUACAGUAUUUGUUACUACAAAUGUUUUGUUUAAGUACUAUCAGAGAUCACUUUUUUAAACUUGGUGAGUUGAUAAUGUUUAUUAAACACAAAAAUAUUUUCAA
Messenger RNA from Pelodiscus sinensis (Chinese soft-shelled turtle), 1344 nucleotides. Lineage: Eukaryota; Metazoa; Chordata; Testudines; Trionychidae. The record is from RefSeq and is a predicted model, not a curated record.